AUGAGUGAGAAUAUGGAAACGGAAAGUCUUUGGGACGAAACCAUUGAUGACAUUGCCUUGUCCCAAGCCACUAACGAGAUUGAGUGUGAGUAUUUAUUUGGAGAACUCAGUCUUAGUCAGUUGUCUGUGUUUGAUAUGGGCCAUUUAGAUCUGGGGGAAUCGCUUACAGUAGACAGCAUGAUUGACACGCUAGAGGACAACUUCGAAUGCGAACAAGAGGAAACAGCCAGGUUUGCUUUCGUGGAGGACCCUGACGUAUCAAAUCUUAUUACCUCUACAGAGAGCAAGAAUACGAGAAAAAACACCAAUUGGGCCUUUUCCGUAUUUAUGGAGUGGAGAAAAGCGAGAAUGGCGACUAAAGGAACAGUCAUUCCUGAACUCGCUCUUUUUGAUACCGAAAACAUCAACUCAUUACUGGGUAAAUUUGUAAUUGAAGCACGGAAAAAGGAUGGAUCACCCUACCCCCCUCGUUCUUUAUACAUGAUUACUGUUGGCCUACUCCGUUACAUGCGUGAAAAUGGAAACCAUCGCAAUUUUUUGGACGAAAAAAACUCUGACUUUUACGAAUUUCGUAAACAAUUGAGUGCACGAAUGGCACAACUGACGACCGAGGAUGUUGGAUCACAUGUAAAACAGGCAGAGCCAAUUAGCAUUGAAACAGAAAACAAGUUGUGGGAGUUGGGUCUACUAGGCAUCCAGACAGCAAAGGCUAUAGUUAACACCGUAUUCUUCUAUAAUUGUAAGUUAUUUGGACUGCGUGCGGUGGACGAACACAGGCAACUCUCGGUGGAUCAGUUUGAGCUGGGGACUGACCAGGAGGGAAAGUUUAUCAAAUUUUCCGGGAGAGCCAACAAGACUUAUAAAGGAGGCUUAAAUCAGCGACAUAUUACAGCCAAGGAAUUGAAACACCACUUUGCAAAAGAAUCUUUUUAUGAGAUCUAUAAAGUUUACAUCCAGUGCGUCAAAGAAAAAGGUCCAGAACGUUUUUAUUUACGACCACUAGAAAACGGAGAGAAUGGAAGUGUACGAUUCAGUUCCCAACCAAUCAGAGUUAACAAACUGUCUAGCCUUUUAAAAAGCAUGUGCACAGAAGCUAACAUUCCAGGUUUCUUCACAAACCAUUCAGGUAAGCGUACAUGCGCUACAUCCCUGUACCAAGCGGGAAUUCCGGAGCAAGAAAUAAUGAGAAGGACUGGACAUAGAUCAGUAGAGAGUAUACGAAAGUACAAAAGACCCUCCUCGGAAAUGCUACACGAAGUGUCGGGUGCUUUAGAAGCUGGAAUCCCAUCGGCGUCGGGGGAUGAGGUUGAGGAAACGCCUAACAAAAAGAUUGAAAGUGAGGCAAAGGAGCAUGAGCAGAAGUUGGAGUUGAAUUUUUCCUGCACUAUUAAUUUAAAAAUAUUUAGUUUGGUAGUUGUUGCUUUUUUCCUAACAUUGAGGGCGGAGUUUGAAAAAGUGUGGGGUAUGUACAGAUAA
Magallana angulata is the source of this 1476-nucleotide messenger RNA. RefSeq lists its product as uncharacterized. Gene Ontology annotation, biological process: DNA recombination; DNA integration. The transcript is spliced from 2 exons. The coding region runs from base 1 to 1476 and encodes 491 amino acids. Gene Ontology annotation, molecular function: DNA binding. Lineage: Eukaryota; Metazoa; Mollusca; Bivalvia; Ostreida; Ostreidae. The record is from RefSeq and is a predicted model, not a curated record.